AUGUCCUACCCAAUGACCCAGCUAGGCGGCAGCGCAUUCAACCACGAGCCCCCAUCCAGCUCCACGGAAGCAGAAUACGACCGCCUGCGCGACCUCGCCCGCCAAGAAGCUGGCAAGCGCUCUUCAUGUCUCGCCAAGUCCCACCAAGCCUUCGAACGCCACGAUGGCGGCGCCGCGCACGCGCUCUCGGAAGAGGGCAAGCGACACGGCGCCAUGAUGGACCAGUACAACAAGCAGGCGUCGGAUUAUAUUUUCCGCGAGAACAACGCCGUGGGCAGGGUGGAUGGGGAUACGAUUGAUCUGCACGGGCAGUUUGUCGAGGAGGCGGAGCAGAUACUCGAGCAGCGGAUUCGGUAUGCGCGGAGUACGGGGCAGGAUCAUUUGCAUGUCAUCGUGGGCAAGGGCAACCACUCCCCAGGCCACAUCCAGAAAAUCAAACCAAAAGUCGAGGAGAUAUGCCAAGAGCUCGGGCUGCAGUACGCGACGGAGGAGAAUGCUGGCAGGAUUUACGUUAAUCUGCAGGGAGGACCCGCGGUCAUGCCGGAGCAUUUGAAGGCGCAUCAUGGCGGCGGGUAUCAUCAGGGGUAUGGGGGGCCGGGGUAUGGACAGCAGCAGCAGCAGGGUUAUCAGGGGGGGAAUACGUAUCCGCAGAUGAACUAUCAGCAGGGUGGUGGGAGCCAGCAGUAUCAGGGUGGAGGAGGGGGAGGUGGUGGUGGACAGCAGCAGCAGGAUCCGAACGCGGAGAUCGAGGCUGAGGUGAAGAAGUAUUUGCCGCAGGUGCUGAGGAUGUGUCAGAAGCAGUGUUGUACUGUCAUGUAG
Molecule: messenger RNA, 819 nt
Organism: Letharia columbiana
Lineage: Eukaryota; Fungi; Ascomycota; Lecanoromycetes; Lecanorales; Parmeliaceae
Exons: 4
Coding region: 1-819 (272 amino acids)
Source: RefSeq, a predicted model, not a curated record